Pangasianodon hypophthalmus (striped catfish) is the source of this 5280-nucleotide messenger RNA. RefSeq names its product protein eyes shut homolog. The coding region runs from base 1 to 2592 and encodes 863 amino acids. The transcript has 10 exons. The record is from RefSeq and is a predicted model, not a curated record. Gene Ontology annotation, molecular function: calcium ion binding. NCBI's taxonomy places the organism in Eukaryota, Metazoa, Chordata, Actinopteri, Siluriformes, Pangasiidae.
AUGGUGAUGGAAAGGAAAGGAUAUUGGUUGCCUGUCAGCAAAGACGGAGGGCUGUGCAUGAUUGAAAUAGCUGCGGCUAAUGGAACUGCUAAUCGAUCACAGAAAUAUGUAUCUGAACCCUUGUCUGAGGUUGUGUUUGGACCCACUUUCCUGGGUGGUGUGCCAUUUCCUUCCAAGCUGCAUGGCAACAUAGGCAACGUCUCUGGUUUUAUGGGCUGCAUCAUCGAGCUUCAGGUCAACUCUAGAGAAUUGCACAUAAUGAGAGAGGCUCAUCAAGGCCAAAACAUCCACAACUGUGAUACACCAGUGUGUCAGCACCAACCAUGCCGAAAUGGUGGCACCUGCAUCAGUGAUGCAGAGACCUGGUUCUGCGUGUGUCCCCCGCUCUACUCAGGCAGGCUGUGUCAGUUCAGUGCCUGUGAACGCAACCCAUGUGCCCACGGUGCCACCUGCGUUCCCAAGAGCCCGUUGGAGGCAGUGUGUCUGUGCCCACAUGGAAGGCAAGGCCUCCUAUGUGACCAGGCCAUCGGAAUUACUCGACCCAGAUUUAGUGGUCUUGAUGAGUUUGGAUACGCGUCCUACAUGGCAUACCCACCUAUUUCCAGCAUGAGCUACUUCUAUGAGUUCCGGCUGAAACUGACAUUUUCCAAUAACAGCACCGCCAUGAAGAAUAACCUUAUUCUCUUCUCUGGACAGAAAGGACAAGUGUCAGAUAACCUUUUAGUGGUGUGUACUCAGGUUGAUGGGCAAAGGAACAAGACGGGGUCGAGUCCCGGUAAUCUGGCAGCUUUGACCACCUUUAGUCCGCUCUACGUGGGUGGCUACAGUGAACAGAUGCCUGAGAUGCUGCCUUUAGGUGCCAGAUUCAAUAAUAGCUUUCAAGGUUGCAUCUUUAAUGUGCAAUUCCGGACCAGACGUGAUGGGAAGUUCCACACAAUGGACACGCCGGAAACUCAGCCUAUAUCUGCCCGCAGUGUGGGUCAGUGUGGGGUCUCUCCAUGUAGUCUGCUUUCUUGUCACAACGGUGGCAUCUGUAUCGACUCUGGAUCUUCUGUGUACUGCCAGUGCAGAUCUGGAUGGAAAGGUGCUCUCUGCUCUGAGAGGGUGUCCUUCUGUGAUUUGGAACAUGUCCCGCCUCCCUCAUGUGCCCGUGGCUCUACAUGUGUUCCGCUUCCUGAAGGCUACAGCUGUCAGUGUCCCCUGGGCACCGGCGGCGAGUUCUGCCAGGAAGCUUUGUCUAUCAGUGACCCAUUUUUUGAUGCUAACCGGUCCUCCUGGAUGGCUUUUCCCCUCAUCCACAUGAGACACAGAACGCACCUUCAGUUGCAGUUCAAGACGAUUUCACUGGAGGGCAUCCUGUUCUACACAGCACAGUAUCUGAGUGCCCAAGCUGGUGAUUUCAUCAGUUUGUCUUUGUCUGGAGGAUUUGUACAGCUUCGCUACAAUCUUGGUGACACAACAAUUGUUCUACAGUCUCCAAACAGAGUCGACCUGAUAGGUAGCACAUGGCAUACAGUGAAAGCUGGGAGAGAGGGAAACCAAGGCUAUCUGGUCCUGGAUGAGCACAGUGUCAUUCGUAACACCACCAAGGGCAUGACUACUCUGGAUAUCUCCACUGAAGUUUUCAUUGGCGGUGUGUCUGUCAUGAAUUCUGUGUCUCCAGAUGCAGUGGAGAAAGAGCCAAUCAGCUUCAGCGGGAGCAUCCGCGAGGUCAUUGUUAAUGGCCAUGAGCUUGAGCUCACAGAGAGAGGGGCUCUACGAGGGAUGAAUGUGAAGGAUUGGGAUGGGACACGGUGUGGGUACAAAGUGUGUAGGAACGGGGGUUACUGCCAAGUAGACGGCCAUGAUUCGUUUGUUUGCAUUUGCCCCGCAGAAUGGACGGGUGCGUACUGUGAGCAAUCUAUUUAUUGCAUAGGUGCUCAGUGCCAACAUGGUUCUCUCUGCAUUCCAAACAUUACAUCAACCACAUAUUCCUGCUUGUGUGGCCUUGGAUGGCACGGAACAUACUGUGAGCAGCGAGCGUCGAUGAGAACCAUUCACUUUGUUGGAAAUUCAUAUUUAAAAUACAGAGACCCGAAGUACAGCACAAGAGAUUUAAUGCACACGCAAUUAUCAUUUAAUCUCUCAGCAAGCUCAGGAGAUGGACUGAUUCUGUGGAUGGGCCAGGCAGAGAGUGAAGAUGAUGAUUAUCUCGCUGUAGGACUUCAGGACGGUCAUCUCAAAAUAGCUGUCAACCUUGGUGAGAAGAUUGCAGUUCCUCUUGUUUCCCGAAACACAACCCUGUGCUGUGAUGAAUGGAAAUACAUAUCUAUUACUCUUAAUCACACUGUCAUCCAAGCUUAUGUUGAUGAAAAGAAGGUUAUUUUUGAAGAUAUAGACCCAUUUGAGCACUAUGUUUCCAUUAAUUAUGGAGGUGUUUAUUAUUUCGGGGGCUUUGAACUGAACAGAGAUGUAGGGUGGGUUACAUCUGGUCUCUUUACAACAGGGUUUGUAGGAAGUAUCAGAGAUGCUCUUUUGUAUCAGGACACAAGUAUGCUACAGCUUCUAGAAACAUCUGAGGGCUUCAAUGUUUUUCAAGGAGAGGAUAAGUAAACAUAGUGUUGUGUAUUAAGAAAAUAAUAUUAAUAUACAUUCAAUGGCCAUUUUAUCUAGAAGAGCUUGUGGAGUUUGUGGAGACCUGACCAUCACACCUGUAUGUGCUUUUUGAACAUCCCUUUACAGAUUUAGUCCCACUUUGCUGUUAUAAUAACCUCCAUACUUCUCCAAAGGCUUUGCACUAGAUUUUGGAACAUGGCUAUGUGGGAAUUUGCCCAUUCAGCCACAAGAGCAUUAGUGAGGUCAGGCACUGAUGUUGGAUGAGGAGGCCUGGGGAGUUCAGUGGGGUUGAGGUCACUCGAGUUCUCAUCUCAUGUCAUCAUGGACCUUGAAUUUUGCACAGAGUCAUUGUCAUGCUGGAACGUGUUUGGGCCUCUUAGUUUCAGUCAAGGGAAAUUGUAAUCUUACAGGAUACAGACAUCCUAUACAAUUGUGUGCUUCCAAUUUUGUGGCAACAGUUUUGGAAAGGCCCACAUAUGAGUGUGAUGGUCAGGUUUCCACAUACUUUUAGCGAUAUAGUGUACUAUGUAAGUGUAUUUUGUAGAUAUACAGUUACUGACUGUAGCCCAUCUGUUGCUAUGCACAGUGUAUCCUCUACCCUUUAGUCUGUUCAUCAUUAGAAAGAGAACACCAUAUACCACCCUUGACCAGAUAUUAUUUGGGUGGUAGCCGAUUGACAGUACUGACACUGACAUGGUAGUGUGUGUCACACUGGUAGAAUAGGAAUGGAUCAGACACAGCACUGUUGCUGGAUUUUUUAAUUAGGGGCGGUCGUGGCCUAAUGGUUAGAGACUCGGACUUGCAACACGAAGGUGAACCUGAAGGUUGUGGGUUCGAGUCUCAGGUCCGGCAGGGAUUGUAGGUGGGGGGAGUGAAUGACCAGCGCUCUCUCCCACCCUCAAUACCACGACUGAGGUGAGACCCUUGAGCAAGGCCCCCAGCUGCUCCCCAGGUGCUGCAGCAAAAGGCUGCCCACUGCUCCGUGUGUGUGUUCACUACUGUGUGUGUGCACUUGGGUUAAUGCAGAGCACAAAUUCCUAGUAUGGGUCACCAUACUUGGCCACAGUUCACUUCACUUCACUUUAAACACCUCAGUGUCAUGGUUGGUUUAAGAAAAAGGCCACCAACCAAAGGUAUCCAGCCAACAGCAAUGACCUAACUGUUCUAACUGUACACCUACAAGGUGGCCAGCAAUGCAGCUGUAUGUAAUAAAAAAGUGUAUGUCUUUAAAAAAGUGGUACGAUUAAACAGUGCUGAAAACACCUCAGCAACACUCAUGCCAGUGCAUCAUACACUAUCAUGUCAGACUCAUUGCUGUACUGAGAAUGAUCUACCAAAUAAUAUCUGGUCUGUGGUGAUCCCUUUGUAAUUAUGGACAGGGUGACACCUUGGGUAGUUAGACCUGUUGAAUACAAGGUGGAUGAACUAGCAACCAAGUGUAUAGUAUAAGGCUUUACUUAAAACAUUGUUUAUUUGCUUGUUUGUUAAAAAUUAAUUGCCUUUAAGGUUGUCUUUAACCCAUUCAUUUGGCUCAUGUUAGAAGGGUUCAUAUGGUACUUGUGUUUUUCAGUUACUUUACUAUCAUAUUAUGGAUCUGGCCACACACUCCAAAUAAGAAAGAAACUCAUAUCCACUGUCUAGCCUCUUUAUUCUCCAGGCGUGGGUCAGAUAUGAUGCUUGUGGGCCAAAGAAAAUUCACGUUGAUUAACAUAGGAGCAUAUCAGAUGCGGUGUGCAUACUUAAUGUAAAGUUUAAGUAUUUCAUUUGUAAAGUUAGAGACUUUGAAAUAUGUAUGUACUUCAUAGACCAGUUAUUUCAUAUUCCAGUUGUUUUAACUGUGUACAGAGACAACAUAAAAACCUGUUCUGUCCAUGACCUUCCACUCAGUGGUGUUUUAUUUAAUAGAACCAAACAGAAAUUCUGUUCCUGUUUCUAGUUAUAUGACCAAGAAAAAAAUUUAUUGGAUUAUAUCACUACUUAAUGUAACUUAGUGUAAAUCAAGUGUCAGGACAACCUUUUGAAACUGCAGUGUUCAUCAGUGAAGGCAGGCUUUUACACAGAUGGACCCAAAGAGUGCUUUCAGCUCCUGCUCUUUUGCCCUCAGAUUGUACAUGUGCUUUCUUGACCGGCAUAUAUCUGGGUCUCUUAUGAAGAUGAGUGUCUGGAGUGUAGCUGUUCUGCAACCAGUGUCAUUGGCCAAGAUCUGCUACAGCAAGCCACAAUUAGCUCAGCCCUGUCCUGGGAAUAUCACCUUAAGCGUUAUCCCUGCUUAGGGAUUUUUCACCUCACUUAAGUCCAAUCUGUCACAGCUAUACACAUGACCACAACACUGAAGUACUGUGGAACUGGUACAAAGUCUGCCUGGUUAUUUGUUAAAAGGAUACUGUUUGAAUAACCGAGGUUUGAAAGGUAAAAACAUGAUGUUUAAUUGUGUAACAGUUUGGCCACUCAGAAGUUAGAAGCCAAUAAGAAAACUACUGUAACGGUCAAAUAUACAGACCUGAAUGAAAGGCAAGAUACACGUCAAAUAGGCUGUACUGUAGCUGUACUUAUCUCACUGGAUCAGUGUUACAAAUUUAAACCGUAAUCUCAAAUGUUUUACUGUCAUGCUCAAAAACAUACUACUAUCUAAACUGUUCUUUAUUUUUCCUUGUAACACACACACACACACACACACACGACAGG